GCUGUGGCAACUGCGGCCAGACAGAACACAGGCAAGAGGGAGUGAGAGGGAGAGUGGAAGUUACCCAUCUCAGGUCAAGAAUUCAAUUAUCAGAGUCAAAACACAUGAGGAUAUUGGAAGACAAAAACGCAGUGAAUUUGGGGAAAUAGAAAUACUUAGGACGCAAUGAUGACCCAAAUAGAGACGACGGUGCAUUAUGACAACGGAUUCGGAGAUGAGGAGGACUACAUGAUACAGGAGGAUGAGUGGGACAGGGACAUGUUGCUGGACCCUGCCUGGGAAAAACAGCAAAGAAAGACCUUCACAGCUUGGUGUAAUUCCCACCUGCGGAAAGCAGAAACACAGAUUGAGAACAUUGAGGACGACUUCAGGAAUGGCCUCAAACUCAUGCUUCUCUUGGAAAUUAUUUCAGGUGAGAGGUUACCUAAGCCUGACAGAGGGAAGAUGCGUUUUCACAAGAUUGCCAAUGUCAACAAAGCCCUAGACUUCAUCACCAGCAAGGGAGUGAAACUCGUCUCUAUUGGAGCUGAAGAAAUUGUGGAUGGUAACGUUAAGAUGACUCUGGGAAUGAUAUGGACCAUCAUCCUCCGCUUUGCCAUCCAGGACAUCUCUGUAGAAGAAACCUCUGCAAAGGAAGGCCUUCUCUUGUGGUGCCAGAGAAAGACUGCCCCCUACAGAAAUGUCAAUGUCCAGAACUUCCACAUUAGCUGGAAGGACGGACUGGCCUUCUGCGCCCUGAUUCACAGACACAGACCUGACCUUAUCGACUAUGCUAAGCUCAACAAGGAUGAUCCUAUGGGGAACCUGAACCUGGCCUUUGAAAUAGCAGAGAAGCACCUGGAUAUUCCUAAGAUGCUGGACGCAGAAGACAUCAUCAACACUCCUAAGCCCGAUGAGAGAGCUAUCAUGACCUAUGUUUCCUGCUUCUAUCAUGCUUUUGCUGGAGCUGAGCAGGCUGAGACAGCAGCCAACAGGAUUUGUAAAGUUCUGGAUGUGAACCAGGAGAAUGAGAAACUUAUGGAGGAAUACGAGAGGCUGGCCAGCGAGCUACUGGAGUGGAUCCGCCGGACCACCCCAUGGCUAGAGAACAGGGCCGCAGAGAAGACCAUGGUUGAGAUGCAGAGGAAGCUGGAGGAUUUCAGGGACUACCGCCGCAUGCACAAGCCCCCCAAGGUGCAGGAGAAGUGUCAGCUGGAGAUCAGCUUCAAUACCUUGCAGACCAAGCUGCGCAUAAGCAACCGGCCUGCUUUUAUGCCUUCUGAAGGAAAGAUGGUAUCUGACAUAGCCAGUGCAUGGCAGGGGCUGGAGGGGGCUGAGAAAGGUUAUGAGGAGUGGCUUCUGACCGAGAUCCGCAGGCUGGAGAGACUGGACCACCUGGCUGAAAAGUUUUGCCAGAAAGCCACCACCCAUGAGACCUGGGCUAGUGGUAAAGAGCUGAUUCUAUCUCAGAAGGACUACGAGACUGCCACCCUGACGGAGGUGCGGGCGUUGCUAAGGAAACAUGAGGCAUUUGAGAGUGACCUGGCUGCUCACCAGGACAGGGUGGAGCAGAUCGCUGCCAUCGCACAGGAGCUCAAUGAGCUGGACUAUCAUGGUGUGGCUUCUGUCAACAAGAGGUGUCAGAGCAUCUGUGAUCUGUGGGAUCAACUUGGUACAUUGACCCAGAAGAGGAGAGAGGCUUUGGAGAGGACAGAGAAGCUGCUGGAAACCAUUGAUCAGUUGUUCCUGGAGUUUGCCAAGAGAUCAGCACCUUUCAACAACUGGAUGGAAGGGGCUAUGGAGGAUCUGCAGGAUAUGUUUAUUGUACACACGAUCGAUGAGGUCCAAAGCCUGAUCUCUGCCCAUGAGCAGUUCAAGGCCACCCUCCCAGAGGCAGACGGAGAGAGACAGGCUAUCCUGGGGAUCCACAACGAGGUGCAGAAGAUCUCCCAGAGCUACGGCAUCAAGGCCAACCUCCUCAACCUCUACAGCACCAUCACCACAGAGGAGCUCCUCGCCAAGUGGGACAAGGUGAAGAAGCUCGUUCCCCAGAGAGAAGGCUCCCUCCAGGAGGAGCUAGCCCGGCAGCAUACUAAUGAAAGGUUGAGACGGCUGUUUGCUACCCAGGCUAACCUCAUAGGACCCUGGAUACAGACAAGGAUGGAGGAGAUUGGGCACUGCUCCCUGGGGGUGGGCGGUACAUUGGAGGACCAGAUGACCCAGCUGAAGCAGUUUGAGCACAUCAUCGUUACCUACAAGCCCAACAUCGACAAGCUGGAGGGAGACCACCAGCACAUCCAGGAGUCCCUGGUGUUUGACAACAAGCAUACCAACUACACCAUGGAGCACAUCCGUGUGGGCUGGGAGCUCCUCCUCACCACCAUCGCCCGCACUAUCAACGAGAUCGAGACCCAGAUCCUGACCCGCGAUGCCAAGGGCAUCAGCCAGGAACAGAUGCACGAGUUCCGCUCCUCCUUCAACCAUUUUGACCGGGUACAGAGAACACAAGAAAACUGUGAAGAGAUCAAGACCUGUCUGAUCAGCCUUGGUCAUGUGGGCAAUGAACAUCAGAAGAAACACGGGGCGAUGGACACUGAUGACUUUAGGGCCUGUCUGAUCUCCAUGGGUUAUGAUUUGGGUGAAGUGGAAUUUGCCCGUAUCAUGAUGCUGGUUGACCCCAGUGCCACUGGCAUGGUCUCUUUUCAAUCAUUUAUCGAUUUUAUGACCAGAGAAACCGCUGACACAGACACCGCCGAGCAGGUUGUGGCAUCCUUCAGGAUCCUGGCAGCCGAUAAGCCCUACAUCCUGGUUGAGGAGCUGAGGAGAGAGCUCCCCCCUGACCAGGCAGAGUACUGCAUCUUGAGGAUGCCCCGCUACAGUGGCCCAGGGGGAUCCGCAGGGGCGCUAGACUACACCGCCUUCUCCACUGCCCUCUAUGGAGAGAGUGACCUCUAACCCUGCAAGAUGAUGCCCAAAAGUGACCUCUUGACCCCACCCAAUACGUCUGGAUGAAAUUCCCUUUAACCAAACACACAAAUGAGAGGCGGUUACCUAUGUUAGAGUCACAAUAGGUAGAUACAGUACAUUUAGCUACUUAUUGUAACACAAUAGUUUCCCUCAUAUGAGUUCUGCGGUGAAGUGAAGACAGAAUAACAGUUUUUCUUAUCUGCUUUAAGGAGUAACAUGAUCAUAUAAGCUACAAUAGUUCGAUAUAAUAUGUUUAUUGACCACAGUAAUAGCGGCAGUUGGAUAUGUAGCUAUAACAGAAAAAUAGCAGGCUAAUAGUCAGCAUUUUCUCCUCAUCUUCUUUCAGUGCCUUAUUAGGAACUACAGUAUGAGUUCUAACUGGGAAUAAGACAAAAACAUUGAAGUUAGAUGUUGAACUGAUGCUGGUUUCCAGUGGGAUGUUGUUUAUGUAACCAAAAUGUACUUGUGGUAAAAUCAUAGCUCAUGUUUCCUGCUCCUAAAAUAAUAGGUUGAACAGUUAACAAACAAUGUACAGUAUAUUUCUCACACCCAAAGCUAAGAGAAAUAAUUGUUACAUUUUCUUAUUUGAGAGCAUAAGGAGCUUGGAACAACGUUGCCUCUUUGAUGAUAUUGCUUAUUUCCUUAAAUCCUAUGAGAUUCCUACAUACUUUGAAUCAAACCUCAAAGAGGGUUAAGCCUGUCUCUCAGCCUGCCCCCUGUUAAGCAGUUGGAAUUUCCCAUUUGAAGACAGGGAGGGAGAAGAGAAUCCAUGUACUAUUCAAUCCAAAGCAACAAAAAUAAACAUUUGACCGUUUGAGAGACUGUUGACAGUAAACUUUGUAGUUUCAAGUGAUUUGAUUAUUCAAUAAACCCUCUUCCUGAUCAUCACUGAUGUUUAUUUUUCUUUACAUAAUAAAAGAGUGCAGUUAAAUACAA
Molecule: messenger RNA, 3882 nt
Organism: Oncorhynchus kisutch (coho salmon)
Lineage: Eukaryota; Metazoa; Chordata; Actinopteri; Salmoniformes; Salmonidae
Product: alpha-actinin-2-like
Exons: 22
Coding region: 166-2934 (922 amino acids)
Molecular function (GO): calcium ion binding; protein binding
Source: RefSeq, a predicted model, not a curated record